GAUUCUCACAACAAAAGGGUUACCUCGAAUAGCUAAGUGAAAAAAACAUAAGUGUUUUUCCAGGUAAACUUUAUUGUUUAAAUAUGAUAUGAAAAAAAUUGAGGCUAACACAGAGCCUUUCCUCUUUAUCCUCUAUAUGCUUUUGUUUAUUUGCUGGCUCUCACUCGGCUUAUGCCUCCACGAUCGUAAGUUUUACAACGGUUAGUGAAAACCAGCCUUAAUAAAAGCUAAGUAUACGCACAAAGACCAGACAUUACUUUCACCUAUUUUUUGUAUAAUGUAAUUUUCUUAUAUUAUCUACAAUACUCAAAUUUCCGUCUGUGAGCUAAAAAGGUAGAUGCGAGUAGCGACAGUAGCAUUCCUGUGGAUUUACCAUGGGCUAACGACGAGUUUGUUAUACUUUCUUAAUCGUGUCAAGUUUAUUGUGUGUCACAAAAAUGUUAUCCUUUUUUUAUUGCAGGUCACAGAAAUAACAACAGCUUACAUUGUAUAUCUUUCUCGACAUCUGAAGAGGUAUUAACAGUUACGUCUUUAAGAAGUACUUAGAUAAGUUGAAAUCAUGUUUUUGUAGAUCCACCAUUGUGACUUUGGAUGAGGUGAACGGCUUUAAGAUGAGCUCUGCAAGUAUUAUCAUGGUUCUAAUAACCCUGCUUGUUUUAACUCAAGGACGAGAUAACAAGUUCCAGUUGGCUCCACACAAUGUCACGUUUUACUUUGGUACAUCACGAUACAUGCAACAGUUAUGCAUACCUCCAGAUAUAAUCCCAAGACCAGAAGUAAGGUGGAAGAAGGGGAACCAGACAUUAACCAAUGGAAAGCGCGUAUUGAUGCUUGCUAGUGAAGAAUUGAAAUCGUUUGAUACUAAAGUUCAUGUUAAAAACGGAAGCAGAGUUUUCCUGUUGUCAAUAAAUCCAGUUGGUGAAACAGAUCAGGGAAUAUAUCAUUGCGUUUUUAACAGCACAAAUGGAGAAGAAUCUGCAAGCUUUUCUGUGAAAAUUACAGAUUCUUGCAAACCUGGUACAUUCAAAUGCAGAGCAGAUAAGAAAUGUAUACUGGCGUCGGCGUUAUGUGACGGUGUAGUACAUUGUAGCGACAGUUCGGACGAGCGUGAUCAAUGCUGUAUGUAUAUUUACUUAAGUCUUCAUGAAUUGGCUUCGAUAGCUAAAAAAAAAACAUGUCAUUUAAUUUUGUUGUGCCAAAUUUGAGUUAUUAGGAUGGUGACACCCGUCUCUCUGGAAUGAUGGUAAACUCCCUUUCUCUAGAAUGUCAGAAAAUGUCAGAUCAAGGUGAAUUGUUAAAAUACGGGUCUGUUGUCUUUUGUACGGUAGCAAAGGCUGGCCUAAUAUCUUUAAGUACCCCCAAAAAACACUUUUGCGCCACUUACACGUCCAUUUUCAUCGACGUUAUCCUUCUUUUGAGAUCACUCUAAAAAUUAUCAUCAUUUUCUGUU
Molecule: messenger RNA, 1450 nt
Organism: Hydractinia symbiolongicarpus
Lineage: Eukaryota; Metazoa; Cnidaria; Hydrozoa; Anthoathecata; Hydractiniidae
Exons: 3
Coding region: 612-1205 (197 amino acids)
Molecular function (GO): protein binding
Source: RefSeq, a predicted model, not a curated record